UGGAAGGCGCCGGAAGUGGUCGUGCUGAGGAGGGGUGAGAGAGGGGUGGGCCAGGCAGUUCACUCGGCUGUAGCUGGGCGCCUCGGUAAGGCGUACAUUCACUUCUUUCCGAGAGCCUGGCCCAGUGUCUCUGCCUCAGCCAACAUGGAUUUCAGGGAAAUUCUCCUGAUAGCUUCCAAAGGACAGGGUGUCAACAAUGUGCCGAAAAGGUAUAGUUUGGCAGUGGGGCCUCCCAAAAAAGACCCGAAAGUUAAGGGUGUCCAAUCUGCAGCCGUUCAGGCUUUUCUCAGAAGAAAAGAAGAGGAGCUCAGGCAAAAAGCUUUAGAGGAGAAAAGGAGAAAAGAGGAACUAGUGAAAAAGCGAAUUGAGCUAAAACAUGACAAGAAAGCAAGAGCUAUGGCGAAAAGGACAAAGGAUAAUUUCCAUGGUUACAACGGGAUUCCCGUUGAGGAAAAGUCAAAGAAGAGGCAGGCAGUGGAAAGCCACACUAGUCAGGGAACAGAACAAGAGUAUGAGAUGGAAGAAGAGGAUGAAUUCUUAGAAUACAAUCAAGCAGAGUCAGAGCAGGAGUAUGAGGAAGAGCAAGAACCUCCCAAAGUUGAAAGCAAACCAAAGGUCCCCCUUAGAAGUGCCCCACCACUCAUGAACUUCACUGAUCUACUCAGGCUGGCUGAGAAAAAGCAGUACGAACCAGUGGAGAUCAAGGUAGUGAAGAAAACAGAAGAGCGGCCCAUGACUGCAGAAGAACUUAGGGAGCGAGAAUUCCUUGAACGAAAGCAGAGGAAAAAGAGACCUGAGACAGAUGCAAGACUACCUCCAACCAAAAAGGCACCCUCUCAGAAAGAAAGUGUGGGCACAAAACUUAGCAAACAUCCUUCCAGGGGUACUCCCCUUCCUCAUGCUGAGAAGAAAUCCAGACCCAGCACAGCCAAUGAGAAACACUUAGGUGUGUCUUCAUCCAAAUCCAUGCCAGGAGAGAGGACCAAAGCAGGAUCUGUCAAUUGCUCUCAACCCUUACUUCGUGAGGGCCAUGACAGACCUGUCUUCAAUGGGGUUGGAAAGCCCCACUCCAGGACCUAUUCACCAAGUGUCCCAAAGACUUCUGCUAAGGGGACUCAGAAAUCUGCUACUGAGCACAAAGCCAAAAAAUCUCCUCCCCAUCCUAGCCAUUCCAGGCCUGGGUCCAUGGUUACCCCACACAAUAAAGCUAAGAGUCCAGGUGUCAGGCAGCCGGGCAACAGCUCCAGCUCAGCUCCUGGACGGCCCAGCACAGGGACUGCUCGGCCUACAGUUAGUUCUGGCCCCGUGCCCAGGCGCCAGAACGGCAGCUCCAGCUUAGGACCUGAGCGAUCGGUCAGUGGGACCAAGAGGCCAGCCAGUGACUUCAGUCUCUCCGGACGGACACUCAGUGGUACAGGUGGCCCUGGGCACCCUGCAAGCAGCUCAAGUGGCCCUGGGCGACCCACCAGUGGCUCAGGUGGUUCUGGGAGAGCUCUGGGCAGCUCUGGUGGCCCCGGGCGGCCUGUGAGCAGUCCACAUGACCUUCGACGACAAGUGAGUGGCUCUGGCCCCUCUGGGCGGCCAGUCAGUGGCCCUGGGCGGCCAAUAAGUGGCCCUGGGCGGCCAGUCAGUGGCCCUGGGCGGCAAGUCAGUGGCCCUGGGCGGCCAGUCAGUGGUCCUGAGCGGCCAGUCAGUGGCCCUGAGCGGCCAGUCAGUGGCCCUGGGCGGCCAGUCAGUGGUCCUGAGCGGCCAGUCAGUGGCCCUGGGCAAUCAGUAAGUGGCUCAGUUCCAGCUGGACGAACUGUCAGUAGUUCAGGGCCCGGAAGACCAGUUAGUAGCUCCAGUCUCCCCCUAAAGCCCAAGUGUACUGUUGUCUCGGAAACAAUUUCUUCCAAGAAUAUAAUUAGCCGAUCCAGCAAUGGACAGAUGAAUGGAAUGAAGCCUUCCUUAUCUGGCUACAGAUCUGCCCAAGUUCCUCAAAGGCCUCCCUUCCCUAGUGGUUACAAAAGGCAGCGAGAAUAUGAAGAGGAGGAAGAUGAUGAUGAAUAUGACUCUGAAAUGGAAGAUUUUAUUGAAGAUGAAGGAGAACCUCAGGAAGAAAUAUCCAAGCACAUUCGAGAAAUCUUUGGCUAUGACCGAAAAAAAUACAAAGAUGAAAGCGAUUAUGCCUUACGUUACAUGGAGAGUAGCUGGAAAGAGCAGCAGAAGGAAGAAGCAAAGAGUUUGAGACUAGGUAUGCAGGAGGACUUAGAGGAAAUGAGACGUGAAGAAGAAGAAAUGAAGCGUCGAAAGGCCAAGAAGCUGAAGAAGCGUUAGCUGCUGCUUUUAUUUAUUUUUGUGAAAUUCUGGAGACACUCUGCUGCAAGGAGGUCCUGCCUUCAGAAUGAAGAAGCCCCUUUAUGAUUUUAGAUUUAUACUUGGGUACUCAAGGAGAAGGAAUGCAUACUAUCAUUUGCAGGCUGUCAUUGGAGCAUGAAGUAUUUUCAGAUACUUUCCAGGGUUAAAUCUGUAAUGCAGAUGAUAGAAUGCCCAGUUGAGUGCUCUUAGGAAGUAAACUGUUCACAGGUGCCAGCCUUGAUCCUGAUGAGCUAUGCACUCUGAUGUGGGGCCGCUCACCAGUCAGCCAAUCUUACAUUGUUCCUUUGCUACUUUGAAAAGGAAAAAAAAAGGAUUGCCUCGUGACUUCCUAAUUCUGCUGUUGUGUGAGUAGGGCACUGCCCGCUCCCAAUCAAACUUACUUUGUCUUUUAAUGAGGAACCUGGCCCUUCCAUGAAUGUUGCCAGCAAUAAAGUGACCUGUCCUAAUCUAUAUGUUUGGAUUGAGAACUUGAAAAUGUAGAGUAGGCUUUAUAAUUAUCGUAUGGAUGUCAUCUCUGUGACUUUGAAGUAAAAAUAGAAUAAAUUAUAUUGUAUUCUGCAUUAUUCGUGGAUUGGAUGCUGAGCAUUCUUAUUCACUAAUUUAGGUGAUAAGGCAAUUAACAAAAAAUUUUUUUCCAGUUAAAAUACAAGUUAUGCCAUUUAGUUUAAAAAUACUUGUUUCCAAGUUUUCCUUUCAGAUUUCCUGUUAUGUUGGCUUUAAAAUAGACAAGGUCACUGUGCUGAUUGAUUUUUAUCUAAAAAAUUCAUUUUUAUAUUGAAGAAAAAUGCUUAUUUUAUUCAAACAUUAGAUUUGGUAGAGUAAUAGUUUAAAAACUGAGGAAGUGACAUGUGAGACUCCCCUCUUCCCUCAUUCUAAAAAUAUUUUGGAAAAAGGUGCCCCUGUACCUCUUGAUAUUAAUGACCGUGUUUUAUCUUAAGUUCUUUAGCAAUUAAUGGCAAAAACCAAAAACUAAAUUCAUGUGUAUCAAGAGCACCACCUUCUCUUUUUGCCCAUAUUGCACUUUUAUUUCAAACUAUGCACUGUGAAGAGAUUUUUUUCCCAGGUAGAAAAGGAUGUUCCCUGUUACUAGUGCUUUACUGGGCUGUGGAACUUUCUUCAUUCUCACUUUUUUUCAAGUCAUAUUUGUAGACUUGAUAUCUGUUAAGCCUCAAAUCCAGGCAGUUCCAAUCAGGCUGACAUAGAUUCUGGCUGGAGAGAAGCCAAGUCUAAAGGAAAGUCAGCAAUAGAAAAUGAGAUAUGAUGAUGCUAGAGAACAUUUGUCCUUCUUGAUUCUAAAUGUGGAGGGUUGGGGGCAGUGGGACAUAAGCUUGGAAAACAGUUCCAAACGUUGCUUUCAUGUAUUCCUUUUUAUCCAUAAAGCUUUCUUUAUUCUUCAAGUUUGGUAGUAUAGAUUACUAUUGUUAGCCUCCUUUAAUGGGACAACCCUGUGACCCAGAGCCUUAAGACUCUGACUCAUUUUGAAUUGAGUUUCAAAUUUCAGAAGUGCAAGGAUUUAACUUUGAAGCUGAAUCCUAUGAAAGAGGUCUUCAUCACUAGGAAUAACACCUUUUCUAAUGAUCCACAUGGAACUGUUACACUGGCAGAAAAUCCUGUCAACUGCCUCUCACCCAUCUCAAAUACCUUCAGUGAAAUUGGUUUAAGGGUAGUGUGAUAUUCAUGUAAUGAAACAGGUUUGGAACAUUAUUUCCUUUGCUGUCACUUUUGUGCCCCCCCCCACCCAAAUGUUUUUUUCUUGGAUGUAUUUUUUCAAUAUUCAGACUCUUUGAAAAUCUAUUACAAUCAAGUGCUUAUCAUAGCCAAAAGAUUUCUCAUGGCUUAAAGUUUACUAGCACUUUACUCAUUGUGCAGUUAUUUGUACAUAAAGGCACCACUGUGCUAGGUAAAAGUUCCAGAACUUGAAGAGUCAGGUUGUGUCCUUAGGCGUUAUCACUUUUGAGUGCAUUUCUUCUACAGAUGUUAUUAUUCUUCAGCAUCAACAUUAUAAAAGGGCACUUCUGUAGCUCAAUUAAAAAGAAAGUCCUGAGAAAGUCUUUCAAAUUAGUCUUGGCCUUGUUUCCAAAUCUUGUCUUCCAUUUUGUUCUGCAGUUCCUAACCACUCUUACAAAAAGCCCACAAAUCUUUGAAGAAACUGGAAUAAGCUAUUAUUUUAUUAAGGUUUACAAAUUAAGUGCUUGGUUUUUAAUGUAUCCUCUACCACUUUGGUUUUCAGAUUUUAUUAAUUCAAUAUCUGAAGAUGUGCCUUUUAUUGGGUAAUGUUAAUUCACGAAUGUAGUAAUGUUAUUUCACGACUGUAAUGUUACAUGAUCAUGGGUGUGGCAUUCUCUAACAGAUGAUGUGAAAGGAAAGUAGUUUUCAUAAAACUCAUAUGGCUCUGAUUGCACAGUCCCACUUGCUUUUGAUAUUGCUCUGUCAAAGCAAGGGGCACUUUUAAGGCUACUUUCAGAACUUUGUAUUUUCUCUAAACUAUAAAUGCAGUUAUGUCCAUUUGGAGGCCAGGGUACCACAUGUCACAGACAGCCUUACAUGUGUGCCAUGAGAGGGUUCAAAGACUGUUAACAAAAAAGAAAGUCUAUGGGAACUCGAAAUUUCAUUUUUUAAAUGUUACCCCAAGAUUUUCUCCAAGAAAUCACUAUUUUGUAUUUUGUAACUUAAAAGCAGCUAUUAGUACAUUUCUGAGAUAUAGCAGGAGACCAAAACAUGUUUGGAAAGAGAAUAAAUAUAUGAAGAGAGACUGGUUGGUUUAUUUUCAAUGUGCUGAAUAUAUUAGACUACUAUUUAUUUUGUGAGUGGAUGUGAUAAAAUAAAUAUUCAGGUGUUUAGUGUAUGAUUAAGAGUGAUAUAUAGAUUUCUUUGGAGUUAUUAAAUCCAUCAUGUCUUUUACAUAAUGGACAAAUCAAGUUUUAAAAAAAAAUUUACAUAGCUUAGCUUGUUUUCUGGUGCUGUUGACCUGCAAGAGAAUCUACUUUUGCAUAUACAGGUGAAAGUUUUGCAAUUUAUGUAUAAAAGAAAUUGUAGGCAUUAAAAAUAUUUUAUUGAUA
Neomonachus schauinslandi (Hawaiian monk seal) is the source of this 5417-nucleotide messenger RNA. RefSeq names its product SPT2 chromatin protein domain containing 1 (gene SPTY2D1). Gene Ontology annotation, biological process: nucleosome assembly; regulation of DNA-templated transcription. The transcript has 6 exons. NCBI's taxonomy places the organism in Eukaryota, Metazoa, Chordata, Mammalia, Carnivora, Phocidae. Gene Ontology annotation, molecular function: DNA binding; histone binding. Gene Ontology annotation, cellular component: nucleolus. The record is from RefSeq and is a predicted model, not a curated record. The coding region runs from base 145 to 2316 and encodes 723 amino acids.